GACUGCAGACACAGUACAGGAGAUGACCAGAGACUGCGGACAGCACAGGGAUGACCAGAGACUGCGGACAGCACAGGGAUGACCAGAGACUGUGGACAGUACAGAUGACUGCUGACCUUUGGGGAGGUGGGGAGCGGGUACCUGAAUUUGACAGGUACCCGCUCUUACUUCCGCAGUUGUUCUUUGAUCUUACCUGUUCCUCGAUCCAGCCGCGCGCUGUCUUCCCGGCUUCUGUAAUGGCGCUCGGCAUGACAGCCGGGUGCCCAGUGCGCAUGAGCGAGAAGCACUUGCGCUUUGUGAUUGGUCCGGCGGCUUCUGGGAUCUGUCAUGUGUCCCAGGUACCGCCUUACCAUUCACAAAAA
Staurois parvus is the source of this 362-nucleotide messenger RNA. NCBI's taxonomy places the organism in Eukaryota, Metazoa, Chordata, Amphibia, Anura, Ranidae. The record is from the annotation of a GenBank genome assembly.